This is a messenger RNA of Striga hermonthica, 1248 nucleotides long. The record is from the annotation of a GenBank genome assembly. Lineage: Eukaryota; Viridiplantae; Streptophyta; Magnoliopsida; Lamiales; Orobanchaceae.
AUGGGGAGCUCAGAUGAGAGAGUUGUGGCUGUGAUCAUGGUGGGUGGGCCCACUAAAGGGACCAGAUUCCGACCGUUAUCGCUUAAUAUCCCGAAGCCGCUUUUCCCUUUGGCUGGACAGGCUAUGGUUAAUCAUCCCAUAUCUGCCUGUAAACGGAUUCCAAAUCUAGUACAGAUUUACCUUAUUGGUUUCUAUGAGGAGCGUGAAUUCGCAUUGUUUGUAUCUUCGAUAUCAAAUGAGCUAAAAGUUCCUGUGAGGUACUUGAGAGAGGAUAAACCGCAUGGUUCGGCUGGUGGACUUUAUAAUUUCAGGGAUCUAAUCAUGGAAGACAACCCGUCACACAUUUUUCUGCUGAAUUGUGAUGUUUGUUGCAGUUUUCCACUGCCUCAGAUGUUAGAGGCCCACAGAACCUAUGGUGGAAUUGGAACAAUUUUGGUUAGCAAGGUUUCUCCUGAAUCAGCAAAUGAGUUUGGGGAGCUUGUUGCUGAUCCUGUUACAAACGAACUCUUGCACUACACAGAGAAACCCGAAACUUUUGUUAGUGACCUUAUCAAUUGUGGUGUGUACGUAUUUACCCCUGACAUAUUUACAGCCAUUCAAGGUGUGUCCACUCAGAGAAAGGACAGAGCUGCUCUAAGACGUGUAUCUAGCUUUGAGGCUCUUCAACCAGCAGACAGGAGUCUCCCGACAGAUUUUGUUAGACUGGAUCAAGAUAUUCUAUCACCACUUGCCGGAAAAAAGCAGUUAUAUGUGUAUCAAACUUUGGAUUUUUGGGAACAAAUCAAAACUCCUGGAAUGUCCUUGAAAUGUUCUGGAUUAUACCUUGCCCAAUUUAGAGUAACUUCACCCGAGCUCUUAGCAAGUGGAGAUGGUACGAAAAAAGCUACAAUUACUGGUGAUGUUUAUAUUCAUCCAUCGGCUAAAGUGCAUCCAACUGCAAAGAUUGGUCCCAAUGUUUCGAUAUCUGCUAAUGCUCGGAUAGGAGCUGGCGUGAGGCUUGUGAACGGCAUUAUUCUUGAUGAUGUUGAAAUCAAGGAAAAUGCAGUAGUGAUUCAUUCGAUUGUUGGAUGGAAAUCUGCCAUUGGAAGGUGGUCAAGAGUCCAGGCCUCAGGAGAGCACAACGCGAAGCUUGGGGUUACGAUUCUUGGUGAAUCAGUGACAGUUGAGGAUGAAGUUGUAGUGAUAAACAGCAUUGUCCUUCCAAACAAGACUCUAAAUGUUAGUGUUCAAGAAGAAAUUAUACUCUAA